AUGCGGCGUCGAAGGGCCCUAGUAUUUUGGCGAGUUUUGGCACUUGAAAAAUACCUAACGUUAAUGUGGGUUAAGCGGAAUGUACGUCUUGCAAGCCGCUUACCUAAACAUGCUUUCUUGAGGGAACCUCCUAAUCUGAGGCUGCACGAGAACUUAAAGGACUAUGAUUUUGAGCUACUUACAGAGUCUUCAGAUUCAGAUUCUCCCUCUUCUGCAGACAUCACAACAUCCUAUCUAAUGGAAAAUCUGCAAGGAGUUCAAGGCGAAGUAUUGCUAUCUGUAAACCCUCGGCGCUCAUGUUCGCUGGCUCCUUCCGAUUUAGAAGAGUAG
Echinococcus granulosus is the source of this 330-nucleotide messenger RNA. RefSeq lists its product as hypothetical. The transcript has 3 exons. Lineage: Eukaryota; Metazoa; Platyhelminthes; Cestoda; Cyclophyllidea; Taeniidae. The coding region runs from base 1 to 330 and encodes 109 amino acids. The record is from RefSeq and is a predicted model, not a curated record.